AAGGAUACAAUUAUGAGUUUUAGGGACAUAGUAAUGAUAAUUGUUUGUAUCUUCGUGUAACUGAUAACUCUAAACAGAACUGUAAUCAAGAUAAGUACUUUUUUCAAGAGUUUUGAUUGUAAACGUUUGAUCAUAUGACUGAAAUCACACUUGUCAUGAGGAAUACCAUGACAUUUUAUCAUUUUUGAAGAUGUUUAAUUAGAAAUUGUCAACACGGAAAUUAGCACAUUUUAAUGAUAAUAACGGAUAAUAACGGACAUGCUUUUCCUGUACCGAUAUAUUAUCAUGUAUGUAUAUUAUCCGCCUUGCUUUUAGAUGUCAGUUCCUUAUGUGACACAACUGGGAAUCAUGAGCUUUUUACAUAAUCUGGAGAGUUACGAUAAGGCAUGCGAGAGGAACUGGUCAUGCCGGGGCAGAAAUAUUUUAAUGCAAUACGAUAACACUGUAGUCACCGGGUACGUUACUCUAUAUUAUCCAAGAGGAGUAACGUCAGAAAUUCGUUCAGAGAGUAUGAACAUGUCUUCCGGAAAACCUUCAAUUAAGCAAAGACAUCUUUUGCCAGAAACUACUAACUCUGCUAAAGUUAUGAAGGACAGUACAUCAACGGAUGUUAAUCAUGUGCAAAAAUGUGUUUGUAAUCCAGAAAAUUUCACAACUAGACAAACAAAUGCAAGGGCAUAUAUAAUAGAGGAUAGUGAAGAAAAUGGUGAUACAGCUAAUGAUCGUUUUCCAAUACACAAUAACGCUACAAUAAAUGAAGGUUUAGUACGGCAACAGGUACAAGAAGACAAUAUUAACUUCGGUGUACGCCGACCAGAAGCUUUUCUAUGGAUGCAGUUUAGUUAUUUGCCGAAGAUGUAUGGCUGUGAGUGGGGAAAGAGUUACCGGCCACAUGCAAGAAUUAUGGCUGUGCAAAUUAAAAAAGAAGGAUUUGAUGAAAUAUUCAGGCUUUACGCAGAUGAAAGAAUACAUAAUCGUUCAAUAGGUGAUGUUGCAAUAGAAUGGGCACCCGAUCCGUCUCCGAUGGGCAAACGACUUCGUCGAUCCUUUAUACGUAUAGGGGUUCGGCGUGAUGUACUAAGACUUUUCGAAAAAUACUGGCUACUUAAUAUUACUGAUAUCACUAGCUUCGUCAGUCGUCAAGGAAGGUGUGCCCAAGGAGGACAACUGAGUUGUAUAUGGACACCAAUUGUAAGGGUUUACAUUCCUGUUUCUUCUGUCGUUUGUAGAUUUCUCGGUGUUAACAAUCAAGAACCAGCUUUUGACGAAACAAAGAAUCCAAACACAAGGGAAGGUGCAACUGAAACAUUAAAUGAAGGCAGUUCAGAUGUGAAUACAUUCGGGCAUAAUGGGGAGAUGAUUUUAUACCUGUUUGGUGCAUUCAAUCCUAUACAUUCGGGUCACAUAAAGGCUUUAGUUGCGUGUAAAAGAUGGUUGGAGACAACUAACACGUAUUAUGUAUGUGACACCGUUAUUGCAGUUAUGUCAGACACAAAUCUGCAAUCAAAACUAUUUAACCGUCCAGGGGAGUUAUGCAUAAAAUUUAAUCAUCGCAUAAAUCUAUGUGGGAUUGCUUGCUCAAAUCAUUCUUGGAUUCAGGUUUGUCCUUUCUCACCAGACAAAGGGCAGAUAUCCUUCGGCGAGGAGUUACGAAAACGAUUGAACAAACCCAAUGCCACCGUGGGUGUCGUGGUAGGAUCUGAUCAUGUUAGUCAUCCUCCAGAUUCAUAUAGAUAUCUGAGAGAGCAAAACAUGAUAAUGUUUUGUGUUGGUCGAAAGGGAAUGAAAGGAGCUGAAAAAGAAGCUUUUGAUAAGAUAAUGAAAAACAACCUAAUGCAGCCACACGAAGUGUAUGUGGUUCCAACAAUACUAGACGAUUUAAGUUCCACAUCAAUACGCCAGAAAUUAAUGCAGGUCAAUGAAUUUUAUAAUAGGGGUGGGGAUAAACAGUCAAAUCUGCUAGUAAUUGUACAAGAACUGAUAAAGUUGGACUGGGUAACAGAGAACCAAGGCAGAUACAUAUGUCGCUAUUUUGAUGACUUGUUUUUAACAGAGGAAGAAAAAAUACUUGGCUCAUGUCGCGAAGUGCAGUUCUGGAGACAGUUAUUUGAAACAAAUAAAAAGUAACAAAAUAUUUGAAUCAUUUUGAUUGGAUAAAAUCUUAGAACACCGUAACCGGAAUCAAAACUUUUAGACAGCAGUGACGAAAUUGUAUUCUGACUGCGUUCCGGCUUUAAAAAUAUGAUACAAGAUUUUGAUAUGUAAAUAUUCUUCUGAAGACACUUAAAUGCUUACAGUAUUUCGUUUUUAAAAUGCGAAUCUAUACUUGUUUGGAUUUUCAUUGAUUAACCAUGCAGGGCGCCGUACGGCACCUUGCUGGACCUUACAGGAAACGGAAUAUUUCAUAUUUUUUAACAAGAAAUAAUCACAGACGACAGGAAUUUAGCAAAUAACUGAACACGUUGAAAUCUACUGUCAUAUCUAAAAGAAAGCAUCAUCACAUUCUAGUAAAUUUAUAAAAGACCCUUUCAAAAUACAUGUUUGUAUGUAUGAUAAGAGUCAAUUAGUUUGGAAUAAAAUACUGUCAAAAUUUA
Molecule: messenger RNA, 2594 nt
Organism: Mercenaria mercenaria
Lineage: Eukaryota; Metazoa; Mollusca; Bivalvia; Venerida; Veneridae
Exons: 3
Coding region: 316-2127 (603 amino acids)
Biological process (GO): biosynthetic process
Molecular function (GO): catalytic activity
Source: RefSeq, a predicted model, not a curated record